Messenger RNA from Drosophila eugracilis, 5374 nucleotides. It is a transcript of the gene kuz, whose product is annotated as disintegrin and metalloproteinase domain-containing protein 10. The transcript has 13 exons. Gene Ontology annotation, biological process: Notch signaling pathway; membrane protein ectodomain proteolysis. Bases 954 to 4703 code for a protein of 1249 amino acids. Lineage: Eukaryota; Metazoa; Arthropoda; Insecta; Diptera; Drosophilidae. Gene Ontology annotation, cellular component: plasma membrane. The record is from RefSeq and is a predicted model, not a curated record. Gene Ontology annotation, molecular function: metalloendopeptidase activity.
UGUAUUCAAACAACGGCGAGUUAAAAAAAACCAUCAAGCGAGUUGGACGCGUAUCUCUUUGAAACGGAUCUCGGAACGCCGUGGGAGUCGGAAAGUCGGAAAAUCGCUGAACGCGUGUUCGUGCGUUUGCAUGUGUGCGUGUGUGAUUGUGUUUGUGUGUAGGAGUGCGAGCGGGUGAGCAAAAUAUAAAUAAAUAAAUAAUAAAUUCACCAAGUCGGGCUUCAGAAAUGUGCGCUAAUCAAAUAAAAUGCCCCCGUUUCUGGCCAAUUGAGAAUUGUGGCUAAACAGAAAAUUCGACGGGAGUUUCAAGUAAUAAAAUUAAACAAAAUUCAAAAAAGUAAAUUGCGUUUUAUGGUUACAUUUCCAAAGAAAACUAUUUGUCAACAAACUCAGAAAAGCAAAAAAAAUAAAAUUUUAUAUGAAAAUAUUUUUAAAAAAAUGCCAGUGUUAAAUGUUUGCUCUUCAACCUACAGAAAAAUACAAUCCAGUGAAUAAACACAGAAAACCAUCCAAAAAAGAAGUUCAUUUUUUAUUUUCGCUUUUUAUUUAUUAACGACAAAAUAUUGGAUAAAAUAUAAAAAUAAGAAAAAAGUGUACGUGACAAGAGCUCGGAAAAAAGUGCAGAAAAUAUAGCGAAAAUAAUUCGUGCGUGCGAAAAAGUGCUGCGAAGUUUUAUGGCCCAUGCAAAAAGUGCUAAAUUUGUAAAUGGCAUGGAAAGUGCAAAGCUCUGAUUAAAAAGCCGCCAACAGUGAAGCACGAGGUGGUGCCGCAAAAAGAUUAAAGAAAAAAAUAAUAAAAACACUAAAAACCUCCACAAACUACUGCCAAAAGGAAAUUAUUAAAAAUAUAAAAAUCAAACAACGAGCUCCGAUCACAUUAAGGAAACAGAAAUUUGUACUAAUUCUGUUUAGAGGACUUUAGCCACCAUCCACGUUGGAUCCCCAUCGCAUAUAAUGUCAUCAAAAUGUGCUUUCCACAUUGUAUUCGUAUCGAUAAUUUUCAUCAUCAUCGUAAAUGGUUACGCAAAAGAUAUUUCCGGAGUUAAAAGAGGUCAUGAGCGACUAAACGAAUACAUAUCUCACUAUGAAACACUCAACUAUGAUCAAGAGCACAUCCGAGCUAGUCACAAUAGAGCGCGACGAUCAGUGACCAAAGAUCAUUAUGUACAUUUAAAGUUUGCAUCACAUGGAAGAGACUUCCAUCUUAGAUUAAAACGUGAUUUAAAUACAUUUAGCAAUAAGUUAGACUUUUAUGAUAGCAAAGGUCCCAUUGAUGUCUCCACGGAUCAUAUCUAUGAGGGCGAAGUGAUAGGGGAUCGUAAUAGUUAUGUAUUUGGUUCCAUACACAAUGGGGUAUUUGAGGGUAAAAUUAUAACGGAACGUGAUGCCUAUUAUGUUGAACAUGCCAAACAUUAUUUCCCAACAAAUCGCACGGCGACAACACCACCAACUCCGACAGCAUCCUCGACAGCAGCAAAAAGCACACAACCCACGCGGCCUUUGGCCCGUAGCAGCAACAACAACAACAACAAUAAUAUAACUGCCGUUGAUAGUAAGACAGAAAACUUCAUAAAGAAAAUUGCUGAAUCCACAACGACGACGUCGACCCAGCAACAGCUCCCAGAGCAUUCCGAAUCCUCGUCGUCGACAACAACAUUCCCACCACCAUCACCCACAUCGAAGGAUUCCGAUUCCGAGGAGGAGAAGGAGCAUAAUGCCGAGGACGAACUUGAUUUUCACUCCAUUAUCUACAAGGAGUCACAUGUCGAGGAUGCCUACGAAAAUGUGCGCGAAGGUCACGUGGCCGGCUGUGGCAUCACGGAUGAGGUCUCUCAAUGGAUGGAGAACAUACAAAAUUCAGCCGUCGAAGAGCUCCCGGAGCCCAUGUCAAAGGACUACCAAAAGCUCCACCGGAAACAGCUGCACAAAAAGUCCGCCCCACAGCAGCAGCAACAACAACAGCAGCAGCAGCAUCCGCCUCAUCCGCCCAAGAAAUACAUCAGCGGAGAUGAGGAUUUCAAGUAUCCCCAUCAGAAGUACACGAAAGAGGCGAACUUCGCCGAGGGUGCAUUCUACGAUCCUUCGACCGGACGUCGCCUUGGCUCAUCCGCCAACGUGGCUGACUGGCAUGAGCUCGUCCACGAACGUGUCCGUCGGGCCUCUGACAAUGGAGAUAGGGGCUCAUCCGGCGGAUCUGGACGCGGUCGCGAGGACAAUAAGAAUACCUGCUCGCUCUACAUUCAAACGGAUCCAUUGAUUUGGCGACAUAUACGCGAGGGCAUCACUGAUCAUGAUCGUGGCAAGUACGAGGUUGAUGAGAAAACGCGCGAGGAAAUCACAUCGCUGAUUGCACAUCACGUGACGGCCGUUAAUUACAUUUACCGCAACACAAAGUUCGACGGACGCACCGAGCAUCGGAACAUACGCUUUGAGGUGCAACGUAUUAAGAUUGAUGAUGAUUCGGCCUGCCGCCACUCGUAUAAUGGGCCACACAAUGCCUUUUGCAAUGAGCAUAUGGACGUCUCGAACUUCUUGAAUCUCCAUUCCCUAGAAGAUCACUCCGACUUUUGCCUGGCUUAUGUGUUUACUUACAGAGAUUUCACUGGUGGUACUUUGGGACUGGCUUGGGUGGCUAGUGCUUCGGGAGCAUCUGGUGGCAUUUGUGAGAAGUACAAGACCUACACGGAAACGGUAGGAGGACAGUAUCAAAGCACUAAGCGUUCCCUCAACACGGGCAUCAUCACCUUUGUUAACUACAAUAGCAGAGUGCCACCAAAAGUCUCACAGCUGACUUUGGCUCACGAGAUUGGUCAUAACUUUGGAUCACCUCACGACUAUCCGCAGGAGUGUCGUCCUGGUGGCCUGAACGGCAACUUUAUUAUGUUUGCCAGUGCCACAUCUGGUGAUCGGCCAAACAACUCAAAGUUCUCGCCCUGCUCAAUUCGAAAUAUCUCCAAUGUGCUUGACGUUCUAGUGGGAAACUCAAAGCGCGACUGUUUCAAGGCCUCGGAGGGAGCAUUCUGCGGCAACAAGAUCGUAGAGUCUGGCGAGGAAUGCGACUGCGGCUUCAACGAGGAGGAGUGCAAAGACAAAUGCUGCUACCCGCGUUUAAUCACCGAGUACGAUCAGUCGGUGAACUCCAGUGCCAAGGGUUGUACGCGUCGUGCCAAGACGCAGUGUUCGCCCUCGCAGGGUCCUUGCUGCCUAUCGAACUCCUGCACCUUUGUGCCGACAAGCUCUUACCAGAAGUGCAAGGAGGAGACGGAGUGCAGCUGGUCGAGCACCUGCAAUGGAACCACGGCCGAGUGUCCGGAGCCACGUCAUCGUGAUGACAAGACCAUGUGCAACAAUGGAACUGCGUUGUGCAUCCGAGGCGAAUGUAGUGGAUCGCCAUGUCUGCUCUGGAACAUGACCAAGUGUUUCCUCACCUCGACGACGCUGCCGCACGUUAAUAAGCGGAAACUGUGCGACUUGGCCUGUCAGGAUGGUAAUGACACCUCCACAUGUCGCAGCACCAGCGAGUUUGCAGAUAAAUAUAACAUCCAGAAGGGUGGCAUAAGUUUGCAGCCAGGAUCUCCCUGUGAUAACUUCCAGGGAUACUGCGAUGUGUUCCUUAAGUGUCGAGCAGUCGAUGCCGAUGGUCCGUUGGUGCGUCUGAAGAAUCUGCUUCUUAACCGCGAGACUUUGCAGACCGUGGCCGAGUGGAUCGUCGACAACUGGUAUCUGGUGGUUCUGAUGGGUGUGGCUUUCAUCGUGGUUAUGGGCUCCUUUAUUAAAUGCUGCGCUGUGCACACACCGAGUUCCAAUCCGAAGAAACGGCGAGCUCGUCGAAUCAGCGAAACCCUGAGAGCGCCCAUGAAUACGUUGCGAAGAAUGCAACGCCAUCCCAAUCAGCGAGGAGCCGGUCCUCGUAGCAUCCCACCGCCUGCACACGAGGCGCAGCAUUAUCCAAGAGGCGGCGAUGGACGCAGUGGCGGCGGUGGAGGCGGUGGUCGGCACAGUGGCUCCCGAUCGCAUCAUCAGUCACAUCCACAUGAUUGGGAUCGCCAACAGGGCGGUCACUCAAUCGUCCCACUGCCCACCGGCGGUAGCCACUCCGGUCGCCAUUCGGCGGCGAAUCAGGCGAGAAGAAGUGAUGGACGAGGCCCACGAUCCACCAGUAGUGGGCGACCACAGGCGACAGCUGGCGGAUCUAGCAGCGGAGCAGCGCGAUCACAUGGCGGGUAUGGAGCCGACCAGGCGAUACCGGGUUCCAUUGGUGGUGGUGUCCAGGCGGCCAUUAGCAGCGGUGGUGUGGUGGCUCGGGCCCAACUGCCGCUGCCAUUGCCGCCGCCAAAUGCACAUCAACAAUUGCAACAGCACCAACAACAACAACAACUACAACUACAGCAACCGGCAAUUUCGCCGCAGCAGCAACCACAGCAAGCGUUCUACACGCCGAAAGAACUUCCACCACGCAAUAAGUCCCGAUCAUCACGUACCAACAACACCUCCAACACCACAACCAGCAACUCAUCCACAGCGGCAGCCGGCAGUGGGUCGGGAUCGGGAUUGGGAUCGGGGGCGGGCAGUAGUAGUAAGAGCAAGAGCGGAAAGAGUACCAAAGCCAAAGACUCGAAGUCGCAAAAGUCGCAGCAGGCAAACAGUCGCAGCAGCAGCAAGGAGAAGGCCCUUAAACCAGUCCGCCGGAAUAUUGUUUAUUAGGAAUUGGAUCCAUCACAUUGCCAUACAGAACAUUGAAAGACAUAGCCCCGAAAAUCCCGAAAAACCAAAAAAUAUAACGCCCGCUGCUAGUCAUCGAUCCAUGAGUUGUUGCUUCCCAUCCACCACCAAAACACAAACAAAAAAGAAAUCAAAAUGAUAUUUCAUUUAACCGAAGCAAUUGGCGUCGCGCCGCCGCCGCUACAAGUAAGCUUUAGUCGGCCGACAUCGUUGCAUGAGCAACAGCAGCAGCAACAUCUUCUGCAACAGCAGCAACUGGAGCCACAGCAGCAACACGCAUAUGCCGAUGCAUAUGCGGCCUUGGGGCGGGGCCAAUAUGAAUCCACAACGCGGGCCCCCAACAACAGCAAAGUUUGACAGCCAAAAGUCGCAAUGGAGCGCCAUAAAAGGCCAAAGGCUAAACGUCUUAAGCAACAGCAGCAACUGCAACAACAGCAAACAACACAGCCCAAACAGCAACAAAAGCAAAAACAACAAAAAUCAAAUGAACUCAAAUUAAAUGUAAAUGUAAUUUUUAUGCUAAUUAUUUUUAUUUAAACAAUGUUUAUAUGCCACAAGGGAAAACCGCCAGAACAAAAAAAAACAAACAAAAAAAUGCGAAAAAUGCGUAAUACAGAAAAAGCUAAAAGUGAAUGAUAUUUUUGAUUAAAUAA